ACGCUAAGGGCCAUCGUUCAAAAGUGUCUGCAAACAGGCCAAACGCUUAGAGCGAACUCCAUUGCAUUUCCUGUCAUUGGGACUGGAAACCUGCGCUUCCCACGCGAUGCAGCCUCGAGAAUCAUGUUGGAUGAAACAGUCAAUUUCUGCAAAACCAACCCUGGUUCUAAUUUACGGGACAUCCGAUUUGUCGUGUUUAACCAAGAUCAAGCAUUAACUACCGCCUUCAAACAAGAGAUGGACAAACUACAGCCCAAGCAAACUAGCCUCCCUGCCAUCACGACUUUAACUAAAGGAAUACGUUCCUUCUUUGGAUGGAAGAAAACAGCGGGGACAUUGGGUGUAAGCAUUGAAGUCUUGCAGGGCGACUUGUGCCAGGAAACUACGGAUGCCAUAGUGAAUAUAACAAGUAAAGACUUGAAUAUGGACAGUGCUGGAAAGUUGAGCCAGACAGUGAAACAGCUAGCCGGGCCACAGGUUGAGACUGAGUUGAAGCAGUUCGGACAGCAAUCAGGUGGAACCGCAUUGAUCACCAGCAGUGGAAAUCUCCUUACGCAGAAAAUUAUUCACUUAAUUCCAGACACCAAUAAUAAAGACCACCUCCAGCAGUGUGUUGAAAGAUGUCUUCGGCUGGCAGAGACGCAUAGUCUUAGAUCCAUUUCGAUUCCCGCAGUUGGUACUGGUGCAUUCCAUGUUUCUGCAGUGGACUCGGCCAGCCUGAUAUUUAAGGCCCUGAAAAACUUUAGUGGAAGCUUCCGUAGUGUCCGCAAGGUCAGGAUCGUAAUCUUCGAGUCUCCAAUGCUGUCGGCAUUUCAGCAAGAACAUCAGAGGCAUUCGUUUUCUCCACAGGUAGGUGUGGCUCAGCGCAUAACCUUAACUAGCCCGUUCAGUAUCGAGGUGAUAAAUGGUGAUUUGACGCAAGAGAACAGCACUGAUGCUAUCAUGAAUAUCAACAGCACGGACAUGAACAUGAAUAAUGCUGGAGACCUAAGCAAAGCCAUAGCAAGACGGAGUGGUCGACUUGUGCAACAAGAAUGCAACAAAUUGGGAAAGCAGCCUCCUGGAACAGCGAAAAUGACCAGCGGAGGUUAUUUACGAGUACCUCAUAUUAUUCACAUAAUUCCAGGCUCCUCAGAUAAGCGACAUCUCCAGCAAUGUUUGGAGGAGGGUCUUUGUGUUGCGGAUGCCAAUAAUCUUCAAGCAAUCUCAAUUCCGUGUGUUGGCACAGGAGGAUACGGCUUGACCGCAGCGGACUCAGCCCAACUGACGUUCAAAGCACUAAACGCAUUCGUUGCCCGCUGUAAAAAUAUUAAAAAAGUAAGAGUGGUCGUCUUCCAGGCCCCUAUGAUGCAGGAGUUUCUACAAGAGCAGAAAAAACAACUGGUGCGAGGUAUUGAAGAAGACAGUGACUCAGAGGAUGCAGUAGUUAAGCAAACCCGAAGACGCGGACGUAGGCAGGCACCAGGCCAAAGUAAUGAACAUUCUGUAAUAAUUUCUGUGAUCGGCAAAGACAAGGUGAGCGUGGGAAAAGCCGUGGAAUCUUUGAAGAAAGGUUUCUCUGACGCUUGUACAACGGAAAAAGUCGAAAAUGAAACGGUCAGUCAGCUUUCCGAUAAGCAGAAAGAUAUCCUGAGAAAAAAGGCUAAAGACCGUGACGUCAAACUUGAAAUUGAGGAUGACGUUGAUCGCAUUGUCGUUCGUGGUGGACCAACCGAAGUUUCUGGAAUAGUCGGGGAGAUCUGGAAAGAGAUCAAUGAGAGGACGAAGAAGAAGCAGGAGGAGGAACAAGCGAAGUUGGUUUUAAAGAACAUAGAGUGGAGCUAUGAAAUACAAGGCAUACAAAUGGCGUUUGCUCCGAAAGCAAAUGCCAAGAUUGAGUUGGCCCACAGCAAAGACGAGCACACAGUGCAAGUUUCUCUACGAGGAGACAAGUUUGUUAUCGACUUGAAGAGAAACUCUGGACGUGGACAAACAUUUGGUGAACAAAUAACACUGACAAGAAAGGUGAAGGGUGCUGAUGAAGGAAUUGCUCUGCCAAAGCACUGGACACCAAUGCCCCGCCAUGACUCCACUGUACAUAAAGUACCGCUGCACCCAAGUUCCCCUGAGUAUCAAGAUGUGGUACGUAAGUUUCAAGCUACAGUCGGUGCGUUAAAUAUUCAGAGGAUUGAACGCGUACAGAAUCCUCAUCUGUAUCAGUCUUACCUGGUACGAAAACAGAAAAUGGAUAAAGAUACUGGAAGAAAUAGUGAAAGACAGCUGUUUCAUGGGACUGAUGCUAAAAAUAUCAACCAUAUCAACACACAAGGAUUCAACAGGAGCUUCUGUGGGGCUCAUGGCACGGCUUAUGGACGUGGUGUUUAUUUCGCCAGAGACGCUCACUACUCUGUUCGAUACGCUGGGGGUGGUGGUUUUGGAGGGCGCCACAUGUACCUUGCUAAGGUUCUCGUGGGGCAGUAUUGUGUUGGAAAUCCUUCAAUGAAGGUGCCUCCACCAAAAAACCCAUCAAAACCUGAAAUUCUUUACGAUUCUGUGGUAAAUAACCAAUCAAGCCCCAGCAUCUUUGUUGUUUUCUUUGAUAAUCAGUGUUACCCUGAAUACCUUAUAACCUUUUGAUGGGUACAUAGACCUUUACUCAGAAUACGGCAGAGUUAAAAGCCAAAAAGGCUUGAAAUGCUUUAUAGUUCAACUUAGUUUAUCAGCUAUAUGAAUUGCAGAAAAUCGUUCUCCUUCACAGUAGGGAACAUCAUAUAAAUGUUGGUUAUAGUUUCUCGAUAGCAUUCUUUACUGUCUCGACUCAAAACUUAUUCUUUAUCCUAUAAAUUGAAUGAUUAUAUCCUUGGAGCUAGAGGGUCCUUGUUAUGCCAAACAAAGUAAAAUCCAGGUGAACGCUUUUUAUCACUACAGUGGAGUUACCACUAGCCUACAGGCUACAGUUGUCAUUUUUUUACGUUUCUCGCGCGAGCGUAGGGAAAUGCGAGACGUGCGCGGGGACCACGACAUAGUCGUGUUCCGCGCCCCACGCGUUCACCUCGCGCUUGCCCCGUUUUCUCUCUUGGAAAAGAAAAGAGUUCUGCUGUUCUCAAAACGGUAUUUUCCUUUUUACCGCCAGACUGACAAACAAUAUUUUGUUACAUCAAUUUUCUACCAAAAAUAAAACUGGCGAAAGAAGAGAAUUUCGAAAAAUAUGCGUACCUUUUUGAGAAAUGACAGUGACGUCUCUAAGAUGACAUUUGAUUUAUGAUGUAAAAGAUUUACUGAAAAGAGACUUAGAGAAGCAUUUAUUUUUUAGUUGGCAGCCAAAAGCUCGGUCAGAAAGUGUGGCAUAGUAUUACCCACGGGUUUCACGAACAGGUUUAUUUCCUGAAA
Molecule: messenger RNA, 3369 nt
Organism: Pocillopora verrucosa
Lineage: Eukaryota; Metazoa; Cnidaria; Anthozoa; Scleractinia; Pocilloporidae
Source: RefSeq, a predicted model, not a curated record